AUGUCAAAUAGUACAUCAAGCAAUGGUUUAAUUAGAAUUGGCUCUGUUCCAGGCGGCGCUUCAACCGAACAAUUAGAUCAAAUUGCUCAAAAUAAACAAAAAAUUCCAUCAUUAUUUAGAUUAUUAGCAGAGCAUAAGUUAUCAGAAAAGGAAAUUUGGGAAGGUGAUCAUAUGUUAUUUUCAAUUUUAUAUCAAUUCAAAGAACAUUUAAAUAAAACUGAAUCACCACCAAAUAUUAUUACAUUCCAUUUACCUUCAUUACCAGAAUUUGGAGAUAUUAAAAAGAAGUCAUAUAAAAUUAAUAAGAAGUUUACAAUUUCACAAGCUAUCAGUUUAAUUUGCAAGAAGCAAAUGAUUCCUGAUCCAAAAAGAUUUUGGAUUGGAUCAUUACAAGGUUUUAUAAUGAGUGACAAUGAAACUUUGGCUUCAUAUGGUUUAAGUAGUCUUUUUGAAUCAUGGGAACUUAGAUUGAUUCUCAAAGAAGAUAUUUUAUCAAAAUCACCAUAUAGAUAUCAACCAUUAGAAUCAAUUGGCACAGAAUUUAUUGUUGUUUUUGAAUUACCACCAUUGGAACAAUUCAAUGGAUUAAAGAAACAUGUUGUAAAAGUAGAUUCAAAUACUACAAUUAAACAAUCAAUAACAAGUAUUUGUAAGAAAUAUAGAGUCGAAAACCCAGAUAGAUUUUCAGCAAUGACCAUUGAUGAAAAUCCAUUAGUUGAAUUUGUACUUUUUGGAGGUGCAUGCUAUAAACACUACGGUUUAGGAUUUAAAUUUAAGAAAUGGGACCUCAAGAUUGUAUUCAAUGAUUUAAUUCCACCAUACGUUCACAGACAUACUGUUAUCCCAAUGCAUGGUUGGACUCAAGUAUCACCAGGUCAACUCGAUCCAUUUACAGCUCGUACUAUUAUCAAUGAUCUCGAAGGUAAAUGUCAAGAAUAUCAAGCUCAUAUUACUAAAUUAAAUCAAGAUAUCGAAGGUGGUAAUCAAGUUUCUGCUGCUCAUGUACAAGAGAUUGAACGUCUUCGUGAAGAAAUUAAACGUCUUAAUCAAAUUAUUGAAGAAGAACGUGAAGCUACACAACAACAAAAUGAAAUUUAUGAAGGUCGUAUCUCUGCUGGAAAUGCUGAAAUUGAAAAUCAAGUAGGUCAAUUAAAACUUAUGAGAGGUAAAUUUGAUGAUGUUUCACAUCAACUCAACUCACUUAAAGCAGUUCAUGAAGAAUUACAAAGUUCAUACAAUAUCUGUAAAGCUGAAAAAGAAUCAUUAGAAGCUCAACUCAGUGAAACCAGCGUUGAGGUCGAGGAAUUUAAACUCAAACUUUCCACCGCUAAAGCCUCUGCUGUAGAAUCUGAACAAAACUUUACUGCUAUGAUUGCCACAUUAGAAAGAGAAAAAGCUUCAAUUAAAGACGAGGUCUUACGUGUUAUUAACGAAAAAGCUGACACUGAAGAAAGUGCAAAGGCUCUUCAAGCAAACCAAGCUCUUGUUGUUACCCAACUUCAAGGCGAUAUUUCAUCAUUAAGAAGAGAAAGUGAAUUAAUGAAUCUUUCAUUACAAAAAGCCACUGUCGAGCGUAAAGAGGCAGUUGUUCUUCAAGAAAGAGCCGAAAAGAAAAUGGUCGAAAUGCAAUCCGAAAAGAAGCGUGUCGAAAGACAAUUUGGUGACCUCGAAAGAGAAAGAGAUGUUCUCCGUCAACAAGUUCAAAUUAAAGUCGAUGAAAUUGCUGAUGUCCAAAAAGAUUUAGAAUGGUCACGUGAAACUGUUGCUGAUCUCGAAAGACGUCUUGUCAAUCUCACCGGUGAAUGUCAAAUGUUUAAAGAUAUUAAAAACAAAGAAGUCGAAAAGAAUAAGAAAUCAAAUGUUGAAGAAAGUAAAACAAAGAACGAACUCGAACAAGAAAAACAAAAAACUCUUAAUAUCCAAACUCAACUUCAAAAGAGAAUCCACGAUCUCGAAUCAAAACAAAAGAAUCAAGAGAAUGCUUUUAGAAAUGCAGAACAAUCAUUCAAGAAGCGUGAACUUGAUCUCGCAAAAGAAAUGGAGGAAUAUCGUGAAAAAUAUGAACAACUUCGUCAAUCAAUUUCAAAUGGUUCAAUUAAAGAGGGUGCAAAAGUCGAAACCCUUCCACCAUCAUCUGUAUCAAAUCUUGUAUCAAAUAAUAAUAGAGAAUCAUUAGUAACUUCACCCAUUUUAUUAAAUAAUGGUACUAAUUCAAAUACCAAAGAGCAAAUUAGCCCAGAUCAAUCAUCCGACGCACCACCAAAAGAUUUUGCUGUCGUAGCUGAUGGUCUUUAUAAAUCACUUCAAAAUCGUUUCCAAACUACAAAUAAAGAAGGUGUAGAAGAAUUAGAAUUAUCCGAAGAAGAUAGCUAUUAA
Molecule: messenger RNA, 2376 nt
Organism: Dictyostelium purpureum
Lineage: Eukaryota; Evosea; Eumycetozoa; Dictyosteliales; Dictyosteliaceae
Exons: 4
Coding region: 1-2376 (791 amino acids)
Source: RefSeq, a predicted model, not a curated record